UUGUUUGAAGUGAACUGCUGCCUGGGACUGCCCUACAAGCUGCAAAGUCGCCAAGCAUUUGAUUUUAACAGUAUAUUCUUCACAAUUCCUCCUUAAUCUUUUAGUGCCUCUAUGCAUCGUCGAGACGAUGUUGGGCCAUCAUUAUCCAAAUACCGACAAGUCGCAACAACUGGUCAACUAUGUGGAGGAUUAUCUGGAAUGUGUGGAGUCCCUGCCUUUGGACAUACAAAGAAAUGUUUCUCUGCUCCGGGAAAUUGAUGCAAAGUAUCAAGAGGUCCUCAGGGAGGUGGAUGAAGUGUUUGAGAAGUACAAACGUGAGCAGGAUGGCGCUCAGAGGAAGCGGCUGCAGGUCCAGCUGCAGCGAGCGCUCAUCAGCAGCCAGGAGCUGGGCGACGAGAAGAUCCACGUGGUGACCCAGAUGACGGAGCUGGUGGAGAACCGCUCCCGCCAGAUGGACUCCCACUCCCUCUGCCUGCAGGAGCCCAGCGAGGAGGUGCGGCUCCCCACAGAGCGCCGUACCAGCAUACAAGAGCUGCCGGCCCCUGAACGCACCUCGGCACGCCGCCCUCGACGCCAGCGCAACAGCGAGAGCCGGGACUCCAGCCACCCGUCAGCCAACGGCUCUCUGGUGGACGACCAGGUGGAGGAGCUGUCCAUCCCCCCGCCCCGAGAGAAGAAGUCCAAGUCUGCCAAGAAGAAAAAGCGCAAGUCCAAACAGGAGCGAGACGCGUCCCCGGUGGACUUCGCCAUCGACCCCAACGAGCCCACCUACUGCCUCUGUGAGCAGGUGUCAUACGGGGAGAUGAUCGGUUGCGACAACGACCAGUGCCCCAUCGAGUGGUUCCACUUCUCCUGCGUGGGCCUGACCUACAAGCCCAAGGGCAAGUGGUACUGCCCCAAGUGCAGAGGGGACAACGAAAAGACCAUGGACAAAAGCCUAGACAAAAACAGAAAAGACCGCAGGUCCAGGUAGUGACCCCCCCCCCCCCCCCC
Trematomus bernacchii (emerald rockcod) is the source of this 993-nucleotide messenger RNA. RefSeq names its product inhibitor of growth family, member 2 (gene ing2). The transcript is spliced from 2 exons. Gene Ontology annotation, cellular component: nucleus. Gene Ontology annotation, biological process: positive regulation of DNA-templated transcription. NCBI's taxonomy places the organism in Eukaryota, Metazoa, Chordata, Actinopteri, Perciformes, Nototheniidae. The record is from RefSeq and is a predicted model, not a curated record. The coding region runs from base 128 to 973 and encodes 281 amino acids.